This is a messenger RNA of Lepus europaeus (European hare), 1479 nucleotides long. It is a transcript of the gene NTAQ1, whose product is annotated as N-terminal glutamine amidase 1. Gene Ontology annotation, cellular component: cytosol; nucleus. Lineage: Eukaryota; Metazoa; Chordata; Mammalia; Lagomorpha; Leporidae. Bases 98 to 721 code for a protein of 207 amino acids. The record is from RefSeq and is a predicted model, not a curated record. The transcript is spliced from 6 exons. Gene Ontology annotation, molecular function: protein-N-terminal asparagine amidohydrolase activity; protein-N-terminal glutamine amidohydrolase activity.
UCCGGGAACGGGCGCUGGGGGCUGCGCACCGGCUGCUUGCUGCGAUUGGCCCACUCGGGUCGCCUCCUGCCCGGGCCGCGGCUCCAGCUAGCCCGCCAUGGAGGUGGGGGACGGCCCUGCCGCCGCCGCCUGCUACCAGCCGGCCGGGCCUCCGCGGGACGCCUGUGUCUACAGCAGCUGCUACUGUGAAGAAAAUAUUUGGAAGCUCUGUGAACACAUCAAGAACCAUGACCAGUACCCUUUGGAAGAGUGUUAUGCUGUCUUCAUAUCUAAUGAGAGAAAGAUGAUACCUAUUUGGAAACAACAGGCAAGACCCGGGAAUGGACCUGUGAUCUGGGAUUACCAUGUUGUUUUGCUCCACGUUUCAAGUGGAGGACAGAGCUUCAUCUAUGAUCUGGACACUGUCUUGCCCUUUCCCUGUCCCUUUGACACUUACGUAGAAGAUGCCUUUAAGUCUGAUGAUGACAUUCACCCACAGUUCAGGAGGAAAUUUAGAGUGAUCCGUGCAGAUUCGUAUCUGAAGAACUUUGCUUCCGACCGAUCGCACAUGAAAGACUCCAGUGGGAACUGGAGGGAGCCGCCCCCGCCUUAUCCCUGCAUUGAGACUGGAGAUUCCAAAAUGAACCUGAAUGAUUUCAUCAGUAUGGACCCUAAGGUGGGAUGGGGCGCUGUCUACACGCUAUCUGAAUUUGCACAUCGGUUUGGCAGUAAAAACUACUGAGCUUGACAUCAGGACGUGGAACUGUGGAAAAAUUUAGGACCUGAACAAGCCAUCCCUUCACUUAGGACAGUGAGCAUUAUGGUACAGUUGGCCUGGAAUUAUGUUUUUCCUCUCUUAAUUCAACUGAGUGGAAACACGAAUGAACACAAGUAUAAACACACUAAGUAAAAAAAAAUUCAUUUUUUGCUGUGUCAAGAUGAAACUUGAUUUAGUGUGUAAUUGCUAAGAAAUUCCUGUGGCUCACUUGUAAGGCGUAUGAUGACUUCCGCCAGUGAUUGCUCCUGUUGGGUGUGGACUGAGCGCUGGAUCCUCCCGUGUGUUCUGGAUGUCUGCAGUGUCUCUCCAGCUGCCCUGGAAGCUCCUGGGGGACAGAGCCGUGGCGCCUUGCUCUGUGAAGCUCGGAUGCUCGUGCGAGGUGCCCAUGAAACAUUUUCUUGUGACCGUGCUGCUGCUUUUAAAAGGGAUAAUGUUGUGAGCUGAGUCAGCAAUAAAUUUUAGUCUUCCUGGGCUGUGAUGUUAAGAUCGCAGUCCUCUCUUACUUGGUCUGUUUAUUUAUGGUUUUGAAUAAAAUUGAUUGAGAAUUAUUUUUGUUUUGAAGAUUUUUGUGUCACUGUUGAUGAUCUGAGACACCUAACAGUGUGUCAAUCAUAGAUGAGAACCAGUGCUUUAAAAUUCAUUUAUCUCAUCUGCCUUUGUGAGGAUGUCUUGGAAAUCUGGCUUUAAUCAUGUCAUUCCAAAUAAAAGACACUUGACAUUAA